Messenger RNA from Lottia gigantea (owl limpet), 1575 nucleotides. RefSeq lists its product as hypothetical. The record is from RefSeq and is a predicted model, not a curated record. Gene Ontology annotation, biological process: ketone body catabolic process. Gene Ontology annotation, cellular component: mitochondrion. NCBI's taxonomy places the organism in Eukaryota, Metazoa, Mollusca, Gastropoda, Lottiidae. The transcript has 14 exons. Gene Ontology annotation, molecular function: succinyl-CoA:3-oxo-acid CoA-transferase activity. The annotation marks the transcript as partial.
UCCACAAGUUCAAAGAGAGAUGCCAAAUUUUAUAAGUCGGCUCAUGAAGCAGUUGAAGAUAUACCUGAAGGUUCCAAACUUUUAGUUGGUGGUAAGUACGUUAUUACCACAAACAAUCUAAUCAAAAUGAUAAGUUUGUUGCUGGUAUAUUUAAAAGGUGGUCUAUUCCUCAAUACAAUUACAGGUUUUGGUCUAUGUGGUAUACCUGAGAAUUUGAUAGCUGGUCUAUUAAAGACUAAAAUUAGUGGUCUUAUCUGUGUCAGUAAUAAUGCUGGUGUGGAUGAUUUUGGCCUGGGACUUCUUCUCAAACAGAAACAGGUUAAAAGAAUGAUAUCAUCCUAUGUGGGUGAAAAUGCAGAAUUUGAACGACAAUAUUUAUCAGGAGAGUUAGAGGUAGAAUUAACACCACAGGGAACAUUAGCAGAAAGAAUUAGGGCAGGAGGGGCUGGUAUUCCAGCAUUUUUUACUCCAACUGGUUUUGGUACUUUGAUACAUGAAGGUGGUGCUCCUAUUAAAUACAGUAGUGAUGGCAAUAUAGAUAUUGCUAGUACUCCAAGGGAGGCUCGUGAAUUUGAUGGACGAAGUUAUAUUAUGGAAGAAGCUAUUACAGGAGAUUUUGCUUUAGUUAAAGCAUGGAAAGCUGAUAGAUCUGGAAAUCUUACAUUUAGGAAAACAGCACGUAAUUUUAACCCUCCAAUGUGUAAAGCCAGUAAAAUAACUAUAGCUGAAGUAGAAGAAAUAGUAGAGGAUGGUGAAAUUCCACCAGAAGAUGUACAUGUACCUCAUGUUUUUGUACAAAGAGUAGUGAAAUGUGAUAAGUUUGAAAAGAGAAUUGAGGUGAGGUGCUCCAUUAACCAGUUUAAAAGGGAUACAAAAGGAAAAGAUGAUAAACCUAAAAGUGAAGCUGCACAGAUGAGAGAGAAAAUUAUCAGAAGAGCAGCUUUAGAAUUUAAAGAUGGCAUGUACGCUAAUUUAGGUAUUGGUAUGCCAAUGUUAGCUAGUAACUAUAUACCUAAAGGUAUACAAGUUAGUUUACAAAGUGAAAAUGGUAUUCUAGGUUUGGGUCCUUUCCCAAGAAAAGGUGAAGAAGAUGCUGAUUUGAUCAAUGCUGGUAAAGAAACAGUUACCAGUCUUAAAGGCAGUUCUUUCUUCUCCAGUGAUGAAUCAUUUGCUAUGAUUAGAGGUGGCCAUAUAGAUCUGACAAUAUUAGGUGCUAUGCAAGUAUCAAGACGUGGUGAUAUAGCUAAUUGGAUGAUACCAGGUAAAUUAGUGAAAGGUAUGGGAGGCGCUAUGGAUUUAGUAUCAAGUCAUCAGACUAAAGUAGUUGUUACUAUGGAACAUAGUGCUAAGGGAGGUGCUAAGAAGAUAUUACCAAAAUGUACAUUACCAUUAACUGGCAAGAGAUGUGUAGAUAUGAUUAUUACUGAAAUGGGUGUGUUUGAUAUCCAUCCUGAAAAUGGUUUAAUAUUAACUGAGGUUGCUGAUGGUGUUUUGAUAGAAGAUAUUAUUGAAAAGACAGCAGCUGAUUUUGAGGUGUCGCCAGAUUUAAAACCUAUGGGACAGAUCGAGGUGUAG